Messenger RNA from Temnothorax curvispinosus, 7266 nucleotides. Its product is annotated as protein Fe65 homolog. The record is from RefSeq and is a predicted model, not a curated record. Gene Ontology annotation, molecular function: amyloid-beta binding; transcription factor binding. Lineage: Eukaryota; Metazoa; Arthropoda; Insecta; Hymenoptera; Formicidae. Bases 320 to 2443 code for a protein of 707 amino acids. The transcript is spliced from 14 exons. Gene Ontology annotation, biological process: regulation of DNA-templated transcription. Gene Ontology annotation, cellular component: nucleus; cytoplasm.
UCCCAGCUCCGACGAAAAAGAAGUUCCUUUCGAAAGCGGGGAAGCUUUAGGCUUCACGGUGGUCGAAUCAAUAGCGGGUGGCGCGAGCGAGACGGGUAGACGUAGACGCAGAUAGGAGAGUCGCGGAUGGAAGAAAGGAAGGAAGGAAGGGACAAAGGAGGCCAAGGAGAGAUUCGGAAACUUGGAGCUCUUGCACGUUUGUUCGCGCGCGCUCGCCGAUAUAGCGCAUCGAUAAGCCAUCCUUAGCCGAUUAUUUUGCGAGAGUAUCGCCAAGUAUCGGGCCGAGCUUUUCCGCCAACAUGACAGCCGUCAGACCAGCAUGGACUCGUUUUGUCGCUUCCUGUACAACGCCGUUCUCACCGUUGUUGUCUUUCUCAGGAUUAUCAAAAACGGCCUUCUCUCCUUCGAAAAUCCCAACUACCAUCUGGAUCCAGCUCGGCUGGACGAUGCUCUGAACAGCAAUGGAAACGGCAGUUCUCUGUACGAUGAAUUAUAUCAGGAAUUGGUCGGCAGUAGCGGCAGAAGUGGCGAGGUGACCGGCGGCGGCGGGGGAGGGGGCGGUGGAACGAGGGUGCAGGCACGCAGAACCUACGCCACAUUGGAUUUGGGCAGUAUGGGGGUGGACGUCACUCAGGGCCCCCUCACGCAGGAUUCCGUGACGGACGACGCUCCCGACAACACGGACAACCAUAACCUAGGGUACGGCUGCGAGGGUGUGGCGGAGUCCGCUCUCGUCGACGACACCCUCAACGGGAAUCCCCGCUCGUCGUCCACGUCGUCGUCGAGCGCGAUCCUGCCUCAGUCUCACGCCCUUCAGUCGGAAUCCGCGGGAUCGAUCGACGCUACGGACACUUCCGGGUCGAGAAAUUAUUGCGAGAAACCCGACAACGAGACCGCAGAGAUGGGCGGCGUGCCGCACGUGGAGGGUGGCCUGAACAGCGAGCUGUACGCGGUGCCGGUGAAACGGCGACAGCCGAAGGACCAGAAGAACAAUGCGAUUCUGCAGAACAAUACCCAGGAGAAACCGUCGGACGUGGACAGCACCGAUUCCGAGGAUAAGGACGAGAACCUGCCGCCCGGCUGGCAGAAGCACGAAGAUGAGAAUGGACCUUAUUAUUGGCAUGUAAAAAGCGGAAACAUACAGAGAGAACCGCCGGAGGCUCCUCUGCAUUUGAAAACGGAGGCGCGUCGGAGCCUCGUCAAGGAUAAUGAUAGCAUAAACAAUUUUCACACUUUGAGCGGUAUGGUGAACACAGUAACUCGCAGCAACACAAGUUCAGCCCUGGACCAGGAAUUGGAGAACAAGAGGAAGGUGGAAUUGGCGCUCAAACGAAGAAGCUAUCCUGCUAGAGCGGACUCCGAGGGCAGGGAUAAGCCGAUCAGAUUCGCCGUGAGAUCCUUGGGUUGGACGGAGAUCGCGGAAGAGGAUCUAACACCCGAGAGGAGCAGCAAGGCUGUCAACAAAUGCAUCGUGGACCUCUCACUCGGUAGAAACGAUCUUUUGGACGUCGUUGGACGAUGGGGCGAUGGCAAGGAUCUAUUUAUGGACUUGGACGAGGGCGCGCUCAAGCUGAUCGAUCCGGAAAAUCUUACCGUACUUAAUACACAGCCUAUUCAUACAGUUAGAGUAUGGGGCGUAGGAAGAGACCACUGUCGCGAAAGGGACUUCGCUUACGUAGCAAGAGACCGAUCGACCAGGAAACACAUGUGCCAUGUGUUUCGUUGCGACAUACCGGCGCGCACGAUCGCAAAUACGCUUCGCGACAUUUGCAAGAAGAUAAUGAUCGAGCGUUCCCAGCAUCAGACUCUCGCGAAACCGGUGGACAUCAACGGCCGGACGAGUCUCGCUACGAGACCUACGAAUCUGCCCACGGAACAUCGGCGCUUCCACAGAAACGGCCAGGCACUAGUCACACAAUCUUUCCCAACACCGAUGGAAGAACCGAAGAAGGUGUUGCGAGCACAGUAUCUCGGAUCCAUGCAAGUUACUCAGGCGACCGGCAUGGAAGUGCUGAACGAGGCGAUAGAACAUAUCGUGGCGAACACGCCGAUCAAUCAAUGGCGAAACGUCAACGUCGCCGUAGCUCCUAGCAUGAUUUCCAUUCUUACGCCGAACGACGACAAACUCAUCACCGAAUGUCGAGUACGCUACUUGUCAUUCCUCGGUAUUGGACGCAACGUGAAGCAAUGCGCUUUCAUCAUGCACACCGCACAGGACUUGUUUAUCGCACACGUCUUCAACUGCGAGCCCAGUAGCGGAGCCCUCUGCAAGACGAUUGAAGCCGCUUGCAAGCUGAGGUAUCAGAAAUGCUUGGACGCACAUCCACAGGGCUUCAGAAACGCCAGCAGUCUCAAUACUCCGAGCGGCAGAGGUUUAGGUGCGACUUUGAAGUCUCUAGUUGGAUCUUUGACUGGCCGUAGAAGCAAGCAGGGCGAAUCCUGAGACGAGGCUCUCUCGCUGCAGUCCCCCGAUUGUCCGAUGUUAGGAACUCUGGCCACUGCCUGCUGAGCGAGAGGUGAUUCGACACAGGCAUCUGCAGUCGCCUUUGACGCUCAAGUACUUCGGCGGCUCGCCACCGAGCGCGUCCCUCAAGUCGUUGCUGUCACCCUCCCUGGACACCAGGCGUAUCCAGUUCGCCCGUUGGGAAAGCAACCCGUAGAGAAGCACGGGGAGCGAGCCUGAUGUGCCGGGAGGCGGCCAUAGGGCGAAUGGAUAUUCUCUUUACAACGUAAGCGACUGAAUUUCGCGAAAAAUUGCGCAGAGUGCUAUACCAAUACCACAGCUAUAGUGGACUACGCUUACCUAUGUCGAUAUGAUGUUAUGUAUGUUAACGCAAUGAGUCUGAUGAAAGGAGGGAGGGUGUCGCGAGUUUGUCGCGUUUCGUCGAGAGACAGGGACGAUAUCGAGACGCGUUGAUCCUAUCGCGGAAAUCCUUAGGAGGCAGCGUAUAUCAGCUUGUGGGCAACAUUCGCGAGAGAUCAAUGAGUAGAAAGCUUGGGGGAAGGGUAGGGGAGGCGGAAAUGGGGAGAAGAAAGCGAAAGAAUCGGAAGAGUUCGAAGAGCAAAAAUUGUAUAUACAAGAUGGUGAUUAUCGCGCUAGUUGUAAGUUUAAUCAACUCGCUUGCUUGAGCGGGAGCGGGAGAGGUGAGGUGGAGGAGCCCCGACGGUGGGAUCUCGCGAGCGAAUCAAGUUGUGUAUGUGUGUGUGCGUGUCGGAGAGUGAAUGAGCUCUGCAAUUAGCGUAGUAGUAAGCGUAUAUCCGCGAAGGCAUUCGAGGUGAUUCGAGGGGAGCCAUAGAGAGCUUGCAUAUAUAUAAAUAUAAUAUAUAACACAUACACGUGCGUGUGUAAUCUCGGGUUAUACGGAUUAAAGAAGCGAGAUGAGGACGACGACUAGAUUGCACGGAGUACAUGCGUACACGAGUGCGGAGAACUUCCGCCCGCACACGCAUAUACAUAUAUAUAUAUAUGCAUACACACACGUACGUACACACAGGCCAGCACCGCGACCGGGUGCCUCUCGUGGACAUCGUCGCGUUCUCAUUUUGACGAUGGUACGUCAAUCGAGCGCGACGGAUCCGGAGAAACACCCCGCAGAUACACGCGCGCGCACGUUUACACGACGACCGAUAGGGAGUUUAUUUUUUAUGGCGAAUUAAUAGGAGCUUUACGGGAGAGCUUUUGCAGCACCUCGGAGAUCACGAAGCCGAUACGACAAAUACUUAUACCGCGACCGUCCUUUAGACCAGGGGGAGGGCAGGGGGAGGAAUGACACUUAGGCGCAAGAGAUCAGUGGUGCGCAACGGUAUCGAAGCCACAUGCGAUCGUAGCUGGUCGUUGUAUGCGCAAAUAACGUUUUACACGACACAUUUAGAAGAAGCGCGAUAAUAACUGUUAAACCGGGAGUAACGACGAUAUUAGUAAUUAUUAUCGUCCGUGAUAAUUGUUAUCCUCGUAAGCGCAAACGCUAAAAUGAUAAUUGUUACCGCUAGGCGCAUCGUAGCACGACGAAUCGCAGUUGAAAAAAAAAAUCGUAUGCAUAUCAGGCCAUCGCAAUUUCUCCGAUCGCUACCCCAGAGAAUAGAGACGCACGCUCGGGAUGUACUGCUCGUAUCAGAGACAUCGUUUUAACACGAGAAACCGGCACGUACGAAGACAUUCCCACAGCAUCUAGACACACGUCCCACGCACGUAGGAACAUGUAACGAGCCACGGGCUGCGCUUCGCACUAGCGAACGCCGCUGUCUGGUAGAAUUUAGAUAGCUGAGAACGUUACUUCGGGCACGUCUCGGUGGUAACACUCGUAUAAAUCCGAUUGCAUUGCACCGCGAAUCCACAAUACGUAUACAUUCACACGCGUGCAUACUGAUGACGAUUAAUGCGAGAAGGAGACUCACCGCUGUUUGCUGGUAACAGAUACGGAACAAUACGAUUAGACGAGACGCGUGCUCCCUAAUACACGUCUAAUUUGUAAUCAACCCUCCCUUGAUUUCGGCCCGAUUUUAAUUUUAUAUGGUGAUCAUAAAGGAUAGCUUGAUACGUUAAGGAUUUAUAGAUUGUUCGUUAAAUUUCAUCUCCCUAAAAUAAAUCCAAGUGGCACUUAUCGACGAUUAUAUCCCAGCAAACCUCAACUAACAAUAACAUUAUAUUCCAUUUUAUCAGAAGUUCUUGGACGAAUUCUACAAAAUAUCUUUGCUUUCUGCUUAUUCUGUAUUAUUAUUUUAUAAAAGGUCUUGUCAAGUUUAAGACUGCGGUGAUCAAGUCUACCUUCAGUAAGGCAUUAAUCAAAUCUUCCUCGAUAGUAUUCAUACCAGGAUUUCUUUGCAUGCUGUAACAGUCUUUCUGAUUUCUUAUUGACUUGUUAAAAAAGUACUAUGGAUAAUAAUAAAUUAGAUCAAUUAGCCAAUAUUAAAUUUUGUCAAACUGAAAAAAAAACUUAAAGAUAUGUCAAUGGUAUUGUAACGCUUUUCUCGUAUCAUCGAUUUUAAUACUGGGAACAACCAAAUGUCAUAUGGAUCCAAAUCAGGCGAAUGCGGGGGGAUAUCAAGCGCAAGGUAUUUCAUUUCAAUGUUUACAAAAUAACAUUUUAUUUUGUAAACAAAAUCGAAUAAUUUUCUAUUGAGUUUUCGUAGAUCACAAAAUUUGCUGUCAGAUUAUAUCGACAGGCUCUGUUGACAAAGCAUUAGUUUAAUGCGGACACACAUCAGAUAAUACCAGCGGCUUAAUUCUCGAAAAAUAUCGCCUACGAUAUAUGAAUAUCACACUUCGCAACCAUUAACACACUUGCAAAGUGUGAUUUUCUAGUCACGAAAAUCGAUUAUGCACCGGAGCACAAAUCUAAGAUUGUAUGCGAUUAUUUGACCACAAAUCACAUCACAGUGCUCGAACACCCCCUGUAUUCGCCUGAUUUGGCUCCAUGACUUUUGGUUGCUCUCAAUAAUAAAAUCGAGGAUAAAAGGAAAGCGUUACAAUAAUAUUAAGAACAUGGAACAGGCUUUGACUGUGGCUUUAGAGGAGAUUCCGAAAAGGGAGUACGAUGACUGUUUCGAAUAUUUUUCUAAUCGCUUACAGUGUUGUAUUGGCUCAGAAGGAAUGUAUUAAUUGAAUUUAAAAAAUAAUUAACUUCUUGUAAUUUUUUCGGUACCAGUCGCACUAAAGCUUGGACAGCAACUGUGUACAAUUUAUGUAGACGUAAUCUUGAAAUUUAAGAUGUAACGGAACUUACGACAAUCGGAAUUGUUUAAUUAUAUCUGUUAUGUAUUGGGAUCGGUAAUAAGUAGAGUAUUCGUAACCAAUAAAUGUAUAUGUUGAAUAUAUAAACGUGUGUCACGAUCGACGUCCGUAAGCAACCUGACUCUCGGAGCACACGCUCCUGUGACGACGUGUCGUACAGUAGCGUAUUCUCUCGGUAGGAGCCCAAAUAUAUUACAAGAACUUGAUCCGUUCACUCCUUAUUGAGAUCUCAAAAUCUCGGGUAUUUUUUUUUAGCAUUAAGCAUUAAAGCAGUCGUUAGAACUUUAUCAAACAUGUCAAGAGCGAGCAUUGGCACCGAGAACGAGAACGAGCAUCUGAACAAGACCAACACAAAGCUGAUCGCGGAUGUAGAAGAGAUGAUAAAUAAAAAGACCACUAUAUAUGGAGAAAGAGCUUUAUAUGACGCUCGUGCGUUCGCGUAAAAGAGUCACGGUCUCGUGUACUUGGCGCGAGACACUACCGUGUUUCUCGAUACGCUGCAUGUAUUAUAUAUUACACAUAUUGUUUAGUGGGAAAUUAUAAUGUUGAUGAAAUGUCAUUCUUAGUUGAUAUUUGCUGGGAUAUAUCCUGAUAAAAACGAGUGAGACAUGGAACUGUGAGCCACUGAAAUCGCAUCCUCCCAUUUUCCUCGAGAGGCAGCCUUUCCCAUUCGAAGAACGCGGUCCUCGUUGUCCUGCGAGGACGGUCACGUCGUACGAGCCAUCGUCGUUGCGAGAGAUACAAAGUUGUGCGGGACCCAGAACGAAGAUAUUUCUAUGUAGCGUUAUAAGUAAGAGAAAAACAAACAGAAAAAAGCGGAAAGAAGAGAGACAAGAUAUAAUAGAGCGUUGCGGGAGUGUGUGCGUGAAAGGGAUGAGUAUGCAUGAGUAUAUUGUGCUGAUCAGGAAGGGCGAUUAUUAUUAUUAUUAUGUAAAUAGUUCAUCGCGAUAUCUCUCUCUUUAUCCAUCACCAUCGACGCGAGAUCCUUUCUUCUUUUGUUUCACGAUUAAUUAUUAAAAUUAAUUUAAUGUCGCGUAACAUCGCGUUGUACAGUGAACUCGGGAGAGGAAUCGCAUAGCGGUGUCGCGAGGGGUUGAAGGAGCUCGACGCUGAGAUUCGUUCCGCGAAGCUGAGUCGUUCCUGAGAAUCGCGAAUCCCGACGUAACGUCAGUUCGAAGAUUCGCAGAAGCGAGAGUCUCGUGAGGGCAAAUUUCCGCCCGCGUUUCCUUCAACCCUCUCAUUUUUUUGUUCUUCUUUUUUCCCCCCUCUCAGAGGGAGAACAGCCUCGAAAAGCGCGCGAGAGGAAUUAAGAAAUAGUGUGGCUGUAAAUAUGAUAUACGUGUAGAGAGUAAGGCCGAAGCUAUGGAAUUUUCAUCGGACAGACACGUUCACGGAGAAACGUCAUCGCACCGUCCACGUGCCGAUGCACCGAUCAUUCGCAUUCACACACACACACAUACACACAUGCACACACGAUCCUAAGUAGAUACAGCCACGUGUGUGCACAGACGCGUACAUGCGAAGGAGAGAAGAAC